Peronospora matthiolae is the source of this 1329-nucleotide messenger RNA. NCBI's taxonomy places the organism in Eukaryota, Oomycota, Peronosporomycetes, Peronosporales, Peronosporaceae. The record is from the annotation of a GenBank genome assembly.
AUGCAUCAGACGAAGCCCGAGUCUUCUCCUGCGGCUUGUUCGCAACACCGUCACAUCGACACAAGCGAGUGGCCUGGGUAUCCAGUCCCCACUAUCAUCAGCGCUAUCUGUCGUAAAUACCUCCACGGAAACAUUGGCGAUGGUGUACUUCGACUGAUCGAUUCCUGUCUGGUUACACCGUUCGAUUCACUCACCUUACUGAAGGCGUACUAUCGCUCGGGUGGCAGUCUGCGUUUGCUUCAAUACUUGGCCGUCCGAGAGUUAAAAGUCGAGAAUCCGUCUCGCCAUGACUGGGAAGUCAAUGCUGUAACGGGUCAGAUGGCAGCACGUGGCGAUCUGCAUAGUCUGAAAUGGAUCAUCAAGAACUACGUACAAGGCGAGUUCAAGUUGAAACUCGUUGUCUAUCAUGCCUCUGCUAAUGGACAAAUGAGCAUUAUACAGUGGUUCUGGGAGAACCACCGCGGCAUGGGAUGUUGGGGUGACAGCGAGUUGUGCCAAGCGAUCAGGAGUCGGCAUGUAAUGCUGAUAGAGUGGCUCAAAAGUCGCGUAGCAGUUCGGUUUGAGCAUACCGGGUACAUGGCCCAUGAAGCAGCAGCGUUUGGUAGCUUGGAGAUUAUUGAGUGGCUGCACGAGCGCUUUGACAUUGUUCUUGUCGAUGCAUUGAAGACAGCGGCAGUCCACAACGAGUGGACUGUUGUACAAUGGAUUAUAGACCAUGGGAACCGUGCUGAUCUGGAUGCUGCACUGCGUUUCAAUUGUCUCUAUACAAGUGCAGCAAGGUUCGGCAACUUGGACAUGCUUCAGCUUCUCUUUGACCGUAGCCUUCCGCAAGACCCUGUAUUCGUCCUUGAAAGUGCCAUUCUAGGAGGUCACUUGCACAUUGUCAAGUGGCUGCACGAAGAGAAGGGGAUCACAAACGCAGUUGCUGGAUACAUUGACGCUGCCCGAAAGGGUCAGCUGGACAUGUUAAGGUACUUGUUCGAGAAAGGAGUCAUCGCCACCCCGUACCUGUUUCCGAUCAAUGCUGCAGCUGAAGCCGGUCGGCUUGAAGUUGUGCAGUGGCUCCACUCGCACACCACGACUAAGUGCACGGAACGCGCUAUGGACGCAGCUGCGGGUCAGGGACACCUGCAUAUCGUCCAGUGGCUCCACGAAAACCGCACAGAAGGAUGUACCCGCCGUGCAAUGGACCGUGCUGCUUCUAACGGCCACCUCGAUGUUGUCAAGUGGCUCUACGAAAACCGGACAGAAGGAUGUAGCCGCAGGACAAUCGAUGAUGCCGGAUGGUUUGGAUAUUCGGGCGCACUUGCGUGGCUUUUCGAGAACUGA